UGCUUCGUCCCAGCGCGAGGAACGUUGCUUGUCUCAGUCUGCGUGCGUUUAGAUCUCAGAUGAUGAAUGUUGAUCAGGACAGGCCAUUUGUGUGCGUUGCUCCUGGAUGCUCGCAACGCUUCCAAAGAGAAGAUCACCUAAUCAUCCACAGACACAAACAUGAGAUGACGCUUAAAUUCCCUUCUAUUAAGUGUGACAGUAUGCUUUCAGAUCAGACUCCAACACCAACCCGGUUCUUACGGGACUGUGAGGAAGUGGGCCUUUUUACUGAACUGGAGCUUAACCAGUCUCAGACGGAAGAGCAGACCAAACCGAACUUUUCUGCACAAACGUCAGGUCAGAGGCAGCCCCACACUGAAACACAACCUCAACAGGGUCAACAUCAUCAGUUUCAGCCUCAGCAACAGCAGUCGUGCGCACUGGCCCAUCUGAACCAGAACCAGCUCCAGACGCACAGCUCACAGUCUCAGCCUCAAUGCACUGCCACAUACUCCACUUCAAAUAAGCAAUCUGCACCCAGUUGUCUACACAGCAGACAGAUAAACACCGUAAAUUCAAACAUGAACAUGGAGUCACAGAUGUCAAUGAACUCCAGUGUUAUUGGCAUACCAGGCCCCGCCCACUCUGGCUCAUGCUCCUCCAUUCAGCGGUCAAAGGUCAUACCAGCCCACAGCCAACCUGCAGUUUCCAACGGCAGUCAGAAUCCUCUUUGCCACAUGAUGGAGAUGAUGCCAUCACAACCUCACCCAUUGUCGCAUUUGCAAUCUGCAUCUCAUCAUCACGCAUCAUACCAGCAGCACUGCCACAGCCAAUCACCACAAAGACUCGCACAUCAGCAUCAAAGUCAAGACCAAUCACAUCACAGCCACGCCCACCACUCCCCACCCUCGCACUUGCCUCUUGGCCCCUCUCAUCAGAACGCCCCUCCCCUUUCACAUCAGCCAAUACCUACACAGAUGUCCUCCACACCAAAACAAAGCCAUUGCCCACAGUCUCCUCCACAGCCGGCCACAGGCAGACGCCGACGGACAGCAGAAGACGACCCGGAUGAACGCAGGCGGAAGUUUCUGGAGAGAAACAGAGCUGCUGCUACACGGUGCAGACAGAAAAGAAAAGUCUGGGUGACGUCGUUGGAGAGGAAGGCUGAGGAACUUACACACACUAACUUACAGCUACAGAAUGAGGUGACAUCUCUCAGAACAGAAGUCACUCAACUGAAGCAAAUUCUUCUUACACAUAAAGACUGUCCUGUAUCUGUGAGACAGAGAGAGACGCAAAGUGGUAUAGGCAGCCCAACAGGUAGUCCUGUCCAUUCACAUGCCAUCCAACACAACAGCAUCUCAACAAGUUCAACUUUACCCCGUGCUCACCUCACCAUACACUCACACUCCACUAACAACACACAGCUAUAACAUGAUUCUCCAUAGACAGACAACACAACCCAUCUUCAAAGCCAUUUACUCAGGGCCCAAAGAGCCAUACAGAUACCCAUCAGUGCAGAAGCAAAAAUGAACAGCAAUAUGUUUGAUCCAGACUUUCAAACUUGGGUUAAUGACUAAAAUGGAAUGUAUGCAACACAUACAGUUUUAGGUAAAAUUUUUAUUGUGAAAUUUUAUAUCUUUUUCAGAUAUUUUCCAAGGUCUCUUCAAUAUAGGGAAGUUAUUUAUAAGAGUUUUAAUCAUUUAUUUAUAAUAACAAAUUAUUUUAUCUUUGCCAUGGUAACAGUACAUAAUACUUUACUAAUUAUUUUGCAAGAUAUUAGUAUUCAGAUUAAAGUACUAUUGAAGGGCUUAAUAGGUUUAACCAGGCAAGUUAGGCUAAUUAGGCAAGUUAUUGGAAAACAGUGGUUUGCUCUGUAGGCAAUUGAAAAGGUCAUUUUUAAGGGGGCUAUUAAUAUUGACAUGAAAAUUUUAUUUAUAUAUAAUAAACAAUAUAAUAGGAAUAUAUUUUCUUUGCUCUGUUAAACAUCACUUUGGAAAUAUUUGAAAAAGAAUAAAAAAUUCACUGGAGGGCUGAUCAUUUUGCCUUCAUCUGUGUAUUUCUGAAAGGCUGAAUUAAGGCCUGUUCACAUAAAGGAUUAUAACAAUAUGAUGAAUACACCACACCAUAUCUAUGAAAAUACAACACACAUGAACAAUUUUACUGGAAUCACCAUAACUUAUUUUUUCCAGCUGACAAAUGAUAAAAUCAUUGGCAGCCAACAAAACCUAUUCUGCCUUAAAGAAAUCAAACAGGUUAAAGGGGCAGACAACAAAACUGCUGCCCACAUUCUUAAAUAAAGAAUUUUAUUGUCUAUUAGUGUUUACAACAUAUACUUGAAGUUACAGAUAUCUUUACAGUUAUCAUUAUUUGUGUGAACAGGCCUUUAAUGUCAAGAAAAGAAUAGGUGGUUUAUAUAUCUGACCCUUGACAUCUCAGGUAGUCAGUCAAGGGUCAGGUGGAUGUCCCCAGUGGUUGUAUCUUGCUGCACUGUGAAUUAUUCCAGCGCUAUAAAACAAACAGUUCUUUUAGAUUCAACUAAAUUUAGUUUUCUUAUUUUCAUACCCGUCUCUCACUCCCUUCGUACCCUUUUUUCUGUCUUCUCACACUCUUCUUGUUACUUUUUUAAAUAGCUUACCUUUCUCAGGGACACUCAUCUUGCUUUACUCUUAGAGUAUGUGUGCACAUUUUGUUUUGUUUUGUUUUGUUUUGUUUUGUUUUGUUUUGGUUUGUUGGCCACUUUCAGCAUAAAUGCUUCAAUAGCAUCAUUUAGAGCUGUGUGUGCUAAAUCCUGGAAUGAAUGGCAAGCUGUGUGUAAUGCUUUGCAUCAGGGCAGAUGUACAUUUGUUUGUAAUUGUAAAUAGGAAUCUCUAGUUUUAUAAAUUUAUGAUGAUGCAGCUAAAGCUGUUGUUACAUGUUUGUCUUCACUGUAAAUAUUGUCAGAGGCCCUUGGUAAAUGAUCAGGUGUCACAUUACCUAAGAAUACUAUACUAAUAUUAUUACAUGUGAAUGUUGAACAGAGAGAACAAUUCUUUUUAUAUAAGCAGAACUAAAUCUUGUUUUACUAACCACACUCAUGGCACUAGGAAUGUCUUCUAGUAGACUAAUUACAGUAUAGAAAUAUCAUUUCACACUAACUGGCUCAAUGACAAUCAAAAUGACAUGCAAGCAUGUGUACUAUAUCUAGUUAAAGCAUUCUUGUGGCUACAUUCUGUGGAAUAUGGAAUUAUGAAUCUGGACAUUAUGAUGAAAAAAAUCGUAAACUUUACAGGUUUAAUCUGUUUUAUGCAUGUACAGGUUUUUCCAAAAUAUUUAUCUAUUUUUGUACACACUGUGGCCAUUUUUAAUUAAAAGCACU
Molecule: messenger RNA, 3337 nt
Organism: Danio aesculapii
Lineage: Eukaryota; Metazoa; Chordata; Actinopteri; Cypriniformes; Danionidae
Gene: creb5a
Product: cAMP responsive element binding protein 5a
Exons: 11
Coding region: 60-1412 (450 amino acids)
Biological process (GO): regulation of transcription by RNA polymerase II
Molecular function (GO): DNA-binding transcription factor activity, RNA polymerase II-specific; cAMP response element binding
Source: RefSeq, a predicted model, not a curated record